Sabethes cyaneus is the source of this 1125-nucleotide messenger RNA. RefSeq lists its product as uncharacterized. The transcript has 3 exons. The coding region runs from base 175 to 1059 and encodes 294 amino acids. The record is from RefSeq and is a predicted model, not a curated record. NCBI's taxonomy places the organism in Eukaryota, Metazoa, Arthropoda, Insecta, Diptera, Culicidae.
AUGUUGGUCUUAAUUGUUUGAUUUGAGAAGUAAACCAUCUCAUUGAAUGGAUUACAAAAACUAACAUACAGGAUACAGCCGUUAUUGGAAAAUUAGUGGUCAAGUCCACUAAGCCCGAUUAAUUGAAGCUUGUAAUACCUAUAGCUAUAAACAAAAACCUGAGGUCGAAAACCGAUGCUGCUUCAAGACAUGGAGGAAGUUUAUACAACUGAAGACAAAUCAUUCUUAACUCCACGGAAAAAAAUGCCGAUCAUAAGAAAGCCGGGAGAAAUCGUAUUCCCAAAGCACAUGCGGCCAACAAGUAUAGUGUCUACUCCUGUUAGCUUGCAAGUUGAAUGCGAUCAGCAGAAUGUUGCCGAACAAGAGAUCACCGUACUACACUUAAGCGAAGUUAAACCUGAAAUAGAUAUUCAAGGGCACUCAAUACUGGACAAACUCUGCGAACAACUGGAUCGUGUGGAAAAUAAGCUGGACCUAGCUAUAGCUACUCUUCAUCAGCACGAGGCAUCGAUGAGGACGCUAAAACGUAACGUCAAGGACAUUCGGAAUGAAGUGCGAAAUAGAACUCGAACCCCAGCCCCAGGGACAGCAGUCACUGGCGAUAAACCGUAUCAGAAGCGAAGACGCGAAGCACUUGUUGUUUUCCCAGUCGCUGACGACAGCGCUCUACAGCAGCUUGAAGACGGUGUCAAGACAAAUGAAGUAGUGCGUAAAGAACUGAUUGAUCUAUUCAAUGAGGCACCUUCGGUUGGCUCCUAUGAAUAUCUUAGAAGGAACGUACAAUGUCUGUUCUUAAACACCGCGAAAUAUACCUGGACGGGCAAACAGGUACAUAAUUCACCUUCCAUACCGCCGUCCAAUCCUGCAUGCGGACUGCGCUCAAUUGAGAUUUUGAUAGAAUGCUGUUUGCAGAGGUUCAGGAAUUCGCCAAAGUUUGUAGGUAAGGAAUUGCGACGAGCAUUGCAAAACUUUAAUGACAGUAUGGUGGGCAGAAUCAGGCGACAACAGGAAAAGAUGAUGAAGAACUGUGAAGCUUCAAAUUCUGCAUCAAAUGAAUAAGUUUAAACUCGUAUGGUUCUUCUUCUAUAUCUAAUUUCUGGUAAAAAUUACCUGCUGUAUUUAAAA